AUUAGUGGCCAAAUUACAAUUAUUGUGAGGGGAGUAAAAACAGUGACCGUAGUAACCUUAGGUGGCAGUAUCCUAAUGGUCCAUGGAAGGAUUGGUAUUGAUAGGAUACGAUAUGAUUAUGAUGAUGAUAUCUCCAUUUAUACAACAACUUCAAAAAACUUAGUUUUCUUUGUUUGUUCUUUCCACUUUCACUCAGUUAUCUACUUCAUCUGUCAAACUCAACUCACUCAUAAUAAUCACACUCUUCACUUAUCCUCGAUAUGAAAAAACGUGAAGCAAUGAAAUAGCUUGUGUUUGUGUUGUUGUGACUAUUAUUAUUAAAGGAUAACAACAUUAAAUGGCUGCUACAUGUUGUAACCUCACACAUUCUUCUCUUUUCCUUAAUCACCACUUAUUCAAAAGGUGUCAUUUAGUUUCCAAAGGGUCAAAAUGUAGUAGUAUUAGUAGUGUGGAAAAAUUCUUCCAUAGGAGAUUUCAAGUUGAAAGAAGGCAUCACUACCUAAAUGUAGAAUUAUCCUCCUCUUCUUCUAGUUCCAGCUUUGAAGAUGUUGGAGAGGAAAUUCAAGAGGAUGUUUCAAUGGAAACGUUGAUUUGGAGGGCUAUCAAAUUGCCUAUUUACUCUGUUGCGUUGGUCCCUCUCACGGUAGGAAGUGCAGCAGCUUAUUUACAAACAGGCAUAUUCUCAGCUAAAUGCUAUGUUGUUCUACUGGUUUCUUCAGUUCUUGUUAUUACCUGGCUCAACUUAAGCAAUGAUGUUUAUGAUUUUGACACUGGAGUUGACAAGAACAAAAAGGAAUCAGUUGUAAACCUUGUUGGAAGCCGCACAGGAAUCUUUGUUGUUGCAUACUUAUGCCUUGCUCUUGGCUUCGCUGGGUUGACUUGGGCUGCUAUUGAGGCAGGAAACGUGCGUUCAGUGUUGUUUCUUACGUGUGCAAUUAUUUGUGGCUAUAUAUAUCAGUGUCCACCAUUUCGGUUAAGCUAUCAGGGGCUGGGAGAGCCUUUGUGUUUUGCAGCAUUUGGUCCUUUUGCUACUACUGCUUUUUAUUUAGUACACGGCAGUGCAAGUGGUGUGACAAACCAUUUCCCCUUGAGUGGAACAGUACUUUCAGCAUCAAUCCUUGUCGGCUUCACAACAUCUCUUAUCCUUUUUUGCAGUCAUUUCCAUCAGGUGGAUGGAGACAAAGAAGUUGGAAAAUUAUCGCCUUUGGUUAGACUUGGCACUGAAAAAGGUGCAGAGGUAGUGAAAGUAACAGUCUUGAUGCUCUAUGCUCUUUUGGUUGCUUUUGGUCUAAGCAAGACACUUCCUCUCACUUGUAUUUUUGUUUGUGCAUUGACAUUACCGGUCGGAAACCUGGUAGUUAGAUUUGUCGAAGAGAAUCACAGGGACAAAAACAAGAUUUUCAUGGCCAAGUACUUUUGUGUGAGGUUGCAUGCUUUGUUUGGUGCUGCAUUGGCUUUAGGGUUGAUAUUGGCUAGAAUGGUUAAUACUAGGCUAUUGCUCAGAUGAGGAUACUUUUUCUUUUUUUUUUUUGGUAAAAAGAUAUAUUAUUUGAAGUAAGGAUUUUCUUCAAGAGGAUCAAGGAUGCAACCCUAGUCCCUAUGUGGUGCAAGAGCUACAUCUUUUGGUAUAUGAACACUUCAUCUGGCUAAACAAGCUCGAAGAAACUGUUGGAUUGUAACAAAUCUAGAGUGGUUUGCUGCAUGCCUGCAUCAGCAAGCCUGCGGCUUACCGCGUCAAUCAGAAGAGGUCAGGGGAUGGUUACGCUACCUAGAGCCUAGGCUCCCCACUUUAAUUUUUCAAUUGAUAGUGCAUAGUUGAUUAAAUGAUUAGUAUCAUGGCAACAUUUGCUGAUAGGAAAUUUUUAUAAGUCCUAUUCCUAAUGAUAAGACAUGAACUAAAUUUGUGCUGUACUUUUAUAUUUUCCAAGAAACAUUACAAACUUGAAUUGAAUUGGAUUUACCA
This is a messenger RNA of Trifolium pratense (red clover), 1963 nucleotides long. Its product is annotated as 2-carboxy-1,4-naphthoquinone phytyltransferase, chloroplastic. Gene Ontology annotation, molecular function: prenyltransferase activity. NCBI's taxonomy places the organism in Eukaryota, Viridiplantae, Streptophyta, Magnoliopsida, Fabales, Fabaceae. The record is from RefSeq and is a predicted model, not a curated record. Gene Ontology annotation, cellular component: membrane. Gene Ontology annotation, biological process: phylloquinone biosynthetic process. Bases 338 to 1507 code for a protein of 389 amino acids. The transcript is spliced from 11 exons.